Messenger RNA from Sorex fumeus (smoky shrew), 1929 nucleotides. It is a transcript of the gene PAX8, whose product is annotated as paired box 8. Gene Ontology annotation, biological process: anatomical structure development; regulation of transcription by RNA polymerase II. The transcript has 12 exons. Lineage: Eukaryota; Metazoa; Chordata; Mammalia; Eulipotyphla; Soricidae. Gene Ontology annotation, molecular function: DNA-binding transcription factor activity, RNA polymerase II-specific; RNA polymerase II cis-regulatory region sequence-specific DNA binding. The coding region runs from base 166 to 1539 and encodes 457 amino acids. The record is from RefSeq and is a predicted model, not a curated record.
ACUUCAGAAGCAGCAGAGACACCCGGCCCAGGGCAUCCUCCGGAGCGGACACAAACAGUGAGCGCUGCGGCCUGCCAGUCAGGGCAGCAGCGUAGCGACGGGUGCGGCGGGGACCAGCGCAACGAAGCCCCGAGCCCUGUGCGGGCUGUGAGCGAAUCCCUGGCGAUGCCUCACAACUCCAUCCGAUCGGGCCAUGGAGGGCUGAACCAGCUUGGAGGGGCCUUUGUGAAUGGCAGACCCCUGCCGGAGGUGGUGCGCCAACGCAUCGUGGACCUGGCUCACCAGGGCGUGAGGCCCUGUGACAUCUCCCGCCAGCUCCGGGUCAGCCAUGGCUGUGUCAGCAAGAUCCUUGGCAGGUACUACGAGACUGGCAGCAUCCGGCCUGGAGUGAUAGGGGGCUCCAAGCCCAAGGUGGCCACUCCCAAGGUGGUGGAGAAGAUUGGCGACUACAAGCGACAGAAUCCCACCAUGUUCGCCUGGGAGAUCCGAGACCGGCUCCUGGCAGAGGGAGUUUGUGACAAUGACACUGUGCCCAGUGUCAGCUCCAUUAACAGAAUCAUCCGGACCAAAGUGCAGCAACCGUUCAACCUCCCCAUGGACAGCUGCGUGGCCACCAAGUCUCUGAGCCCAGGACACACGCUGAUCCCCAGCUCAGCAGUUACACCCCCGGAGUCACCUCAGUCAGACUCCCUGGGCUCCACCUACUCCAUCAAUGGGCUCCUGGGAAUCGCUCAGCCUGGCAAUGACAGCAAGAGGAAAAUGGAUGACAGUGACCAGGACAGCUGUCGGCUGAGCAUUGACUCCCAGAACAGCAGUAGCGGCCCCCGCAAGCACCUUCGCACGGAUGCCUUCAGCCAGCACCACCUCGAGUCACUCGAGUGCCCGUUCGAGCGGCAGCACUACCCGGAGGCCUAUGCCUCCCCCAGUCACACCAAAGGCGAGCAGGGCCUCUAUCCACUGCCCUUGCUCAACAGCGCCCUGGACGAUGGGAAGGCCACCCUGACCCCUUCCAAUACACCAUUGGGGCGCAACCUCUCAGCUCACCAGACUUACCCAGUGGUGGCAGAUUCUCAUUCACCCUUCGCCAUAAAGCAGGAAACCCCCGAGGUGUCCAGUUCUAGCUCCACCCCUUCCUCUUUAUCUAGCUCCGCCUUUUUGGAUCUGCAGCAAGUCGGCUCCGGGGUCCCAGCCGGUGCCUCGGUCCCGCCCUUCAAUGCCUUUCCCCAUGCUGCCUCCGUGUACGGGCAGUUCACGGGCCAGGCCCUCCUCUCAGGGCGAGAAAUGGUGGGGCCCACGCUGCCUGGAUACCCACCCCACAUCCCCACCAAUGGACAGGGCAGCUAUGCCUCUUCGGCCAUCGCAGGCAUGGUGGCAGGAAGUGAAUAUUCUGGCAACGCCUAUGGCCAUACCCCCUACUCCUCCUAUGGUGAGGCCUGGCGCUUCCCCAACUCCAGCUUGCUGAGUUCCCCAUAUUAUUACAGUUCCACAUCGAGGCCGAGCGCACCGCCUACCACCGCCACGGCCUUUGACCAUCUGUAGUUGCCAUGGGGACAGUGAGAGCCUCCAAGCCACGGGAGGACUUGGCCUGGGACAGGCCCCAGAGAGUCACACAAAGGAAUCUUUAUUUAUUACAUGAAAAAUAACCACAAGUCUAACAUUGCGGCACACUCCCUGUGUGGUUGGUGUAACGAACCAUGAAAGACAGGAUGACUUUGGAGAAGGCCACUCUGUCCUCCAAGACUCCUGAACGAGGUGGAGGGGGUGGGGGGGGAGUCCCUGGGAAGGAGCAGCGGCCCCAUUCUGGGCAAGACGACACUGAAGGAGAAGUGUGGAGACCAGAGGGAACAGCUGAGGAGCUGCUGGUGGUAGGUUGGCAAAUGGGGCCCCGGAAGAGCAGAGGGAUAUCCCAGGGUACCUCCCUGGCUCUGU